This is a messenger RNA of Danio aesculapii, 4461 nucleotides long. RefSeq lists its product as uncharacterized. The record is from RefSeq and is a predicted model, not a curated record. The transcript has 2 exons. The coding region runs from base 240 to 1592 and encodes 450 amino acids. NCBI's taxonomy places the organism in Eukaryota, Metazoa, Chordata, Actinopteri, Cypriniformes, Danionidae. Gene Ontology annotation, cellular component: nucleus.
AGAGAAGCAGCACGGUUGUUGCCAUCUUGUUGUUAGCAUUACCCUCUGCACGCUUUAUAGUCUAUAACGGAGAUUAAUAAUCAUAUAUAUCGCGACUGCAGCUCAGAAAGUACCACAGUUAACCCACGGAGGGAAGCAGUUCAUGAACAGCCGAAACAUGCCGAGAAUCUCCUAAAAGCGACGGAGACUGUUCAGAGGGUCCACAUACACACACACACAGGCCGAAAUAAGUGUGUGAAAUGAUGUCUUCAACACACACUGCUGUCAAGACUGAGUUUAUAAAAGAGGAGAGGGAAGAAGUGCGGAUUCCUGAGCCGUGUGGAGAUGAAGAGGAAGAAGCCUUAACCCUGAAGAAGGAAGAGCCGGAGGAACACACAGAACAAACCGAAGUGAAGGAGGAAAGACAAGAACAACACGAGCAUGUUCACGACUACGAGCAGCCGCAGUAUCUGAGCUGCUCGCUAAACGGUAAAAGCCUGACGCAAAAAAGAGCCGAGCGAGCAGGAUGCGGCUUUUUCUUCACCUGCCUGGACUGCAAGAGGAGCUUCGAGUCUAAGGAGCACCUGAUGGAGCACUUCAGGAACCACACCGGAGAGAGCUGCACUCAAACACAAGUGUUUAUACCUCAGUGCACCACUGAAAAAGGAGUGUGUCCGUUACCGUUCACCUGCCACCAGUGUCAGAAGAGCUUCACCUGUAAAGAUCAUUUACUGCACCACUACCGCAUACACACGGUGGAGAAACCGUUCCCGUGUGACGAGUGCGGCAAGAGUUUCAUACACAAGCAGAGUCUGAAGAACCAUCAGAAAGUUCACUCGGGAUUGAGGCCGUUUGUGUGCACGCUCUGCGGGAAGAGCUACAUCCAUAAAGACAAUCUCACAGACCACAUGCGGAUCCACACCGGAGAGAAACCGCACGCCUGCAAACUAUGCGGGAAGAGCUUCACACAUAAAGGAAGCCUCCUGCACCACAUGAAGAUCCACACCGGACUCAAACCCUUCACCUGCAGGCAGUGCGGACGCCACUUCACACACAAGGGAAACCUCAAAAUCCACAUCCGCAUUCACUCCGGGGAGCGGCCGUUCGUGUGCUCGCAGUGCGGGAAGAGCUUCAUUUACCACGGGAAUCUGGUGGGCCACUUGAAGAAGCACUCUGGAGAGAAGAAACACCGCUGUGAGGAAUGCGGGAAGAGCUUCGUCGAGGCUCGACACCUGCAGAAACACAUGAAAAUACACGCCACUGUGCGCCCCUUUGUGUGUGCGCACUGUGGGAAGGACUUUUUAUGGCCGCACAACUUCAAGGAGCACAUGAAGGUCCACACCGGAGAGAAGCCGCACGUGUGUUUGGACUGCGGGAAGCCCUUCACCAGGCAGAUCUACCUGAAGCGACACCAGAGGAUCCACUUGGGGCAGAAGCCGCAUAAAUGUGAGCACUGCGGGCUGUGUUUUACCACGAUGGAUUCACUGAGGGUGCACGAGCGAGUGCACACUGGCGAGAAACCUUACAAGUGUCCGUCCUGCCACAAGAGCUUCGGCAGAUUGAGUACGCUGCUGACGCACAAGAAGAAACACUGCCCCAUGCUGAGGAAGUGAACGUCAGUAGAGAAGUGCUUUAUAAGAUCGUGGUUUAGAAGAUGACGUUUACUCACUAUUUUACUCUCAAGUGGAGUCAAAUCUUUGAGUUUCUUCUGUUAAACAAUGAAGAUGAUGUUGUGAAGAGUGUUGAAAACCAUUGACCUCCAUAGUAGGAAAAACAAAUGCUACAGAAGUCAGUCUUGGUUUAGAGAGGGCUGUUUUAAAGUUCUUAAAGGGACAGUUCACCCAGACAGGAAUUUGGUCAUUUACUGUCCCUCAAGUGGUUUCAGACCUUUAUGAGUUUCUUUCUUCUGUUGAAAGCUAGGAAUGACGGAUGCAAAACUGACCUUUCGACACCGUGUCGAGAUCCCAAAGUGCAAGAGAUUCGAAACAUCUAGGUCACGUGACUAAAGCGAUUUGAAACGUAAUAGUCACGUGACUAAAGCGAUUCGAAAGCUCUAGGUCCCGUGACUAAAGCGAUUCAAAACAUUAGUCACGUGACUAAAGCGAUUCGAAACCUCUAGAUCAUGUGACUUAAGGGAUUCAAAACAUCUAGGUCAUGUGACUAAAGCAAUUUGAAACGUAUUAGUCACGUGAUUAAAGCGAUUCGAAACAUAUUAGUCACAUGACUAAAGCUAUUCGAAACGUAUUAGUCACGUGACUAAAGCGAUUCGAAACCUCUAGGUCACGUGACUAAAGCGAUUCGAAUCGUAUUAGUCACGUGACUAAAGCGAUUCGAAACCUCUAGGUCACGUGACUAAAGCGAUUCGAAUCGUAUUAGUCACGUGACUAAAGCAAUUCGAAACCUCUAGGUCACGUGACCAAAGCGAUUCGAAACGUUUAGGUCAUGUUACUAAAGCCAUUUGAAACAUCUAGUUCAUAUGACUAAAGUGAUUCGAAACUACUAGGUCAUGUGACUAAAGCGAUUUGAAACAUCUUGGUCACGUGACUAAAGCGAUUCAAAACAUUAGUCACGUGACUAAAGCGAUUCGAAACCUCUAGAUCAUGUGACUUAAGGGAUUCAAAACAUCUAGGUCAUGUGACUAAAGCGAUUCGAAACAUAUUAGUCACAUGACUAAAGCUAUUCGAAACGUAUUAGUCACGUGACUAAAGCGAUUUGAAACCUCAAGGUCACGUGACUAAAGCGAUUCGAAUCGUAUUAGUCACGUGAAUAAAGCGAUUCGAAACGUUUAGGUCAUGUGACUAAAGCCAUUUGAAACAUCUAGUUCAUGUGACUAAAGUGAUUCGAAACUACUAGGUCAUGUGACUAAAGCGAUUUGAAACAUCUUGGUCACGUGACUAAAGCGAUUCAAAACAUAUUAGUCACGUGACUAAAGCAAUUCGAAACCUCUAGGUCAUGUGACCAAAGCGAUUCGAAACGUCUAGGUCAUGUGACUAAAGUGAUUCGAAACAUAUUAGUCACGUGACUAAAGCGAUUCGAAACCUGGAGGUCAUGUGACUUAUGUGAUUCUAAACAUCUAGGUCAUGUGACUAAAGCGUUUUGAAACAUCUAGGUCAUGUGACUAAAGCGAUUCGUAACAUCUUGCUCGCAUGAAAUGAAGAUGUUUCGAAUACAUGUUCUUGGUCACCCGAGUAACAUCACUAAAGCUAUUGGAAACACCCAGGUCAUGUGACUAAAUCUAUUUGAAAUACCUUAAUGAGGUUUUAUGCAAGCUUCAUUCGCUAACAGCAUUAAUAAUUUAUUAUUUUUUAUUUGACCUCACCUACAUGGCUACAAAUCAAAUUUGUCAUCAAAAUAUCUUAACAUUUAAUUUUAGAGACAAAUUAAGUUUGUUUUACUAAACAAACAUUUAUCAGAAACACAUUCAUCACACAGUUAUAUAUGACAAUCGUGUUUAUGACAGAAUAAAUAAAUGAAACGUGAUGUUUGAUUCAUAUAUUUAAGAAGACAUUUUCUUGAUAAAUGCACUCAUCUGACAUACACUGGCUAGGGGUUAGGGAAUAAGGGAGCGGUUUUGGACACAGCUUUGAUUUCAACACUUUGAUUUCUAUAUUUAUUGUACUGUUAUGGAAGUCAGUGGUUACAGGUUACCAACAUUUUUCAAAAUAUCUUCUUUUGUGUUCAACAGAAGAAAAGAGAAACUCCAGUUUGAGAAUAGUGAAUGGUGAAUAAAUGACUUAAUUUUAUUUUUUUGAUCAACUACCCCCUUAUUUUAUUACAUUUUUUGUUGUUGUAAGGUGAUGCAUGGAAAAAAUGAAGUUGGAUCAGCUUUAAACUAACAAAACACAUGUCAGAAUUACUGCUGUGGAACACACACUCAUGUUUAUUACUGACAGUCCAGCAUCUGUUGUGUUUUAAUGAGAAAUGUGGCUCCAAACUACCAAAAUAAGCACCUUAAAUAAAAUAAUCAACUGCCAUGACGAAUUUGUUUCUGGAGUUCAAAAUAAACCCUUUCAAGCUCCUAUUGGUCCAUGCUGGUGAUGUAUUAUGUGGGUGUGGCUCUGGGGCUCCGCCUUCUUUAACGCUUCAUUUCUGCUGCUCUGUCAAUCAAAUAUCCAGCAUCCUAGAAUAUACACAAUAAAGAGAUGCUUUAUAGCAGAAAGUUGUAGAAAUGUCAUAUGUGCAUUCGGCAGUAUUUGAUAAAUGAAGUGAAGAAACAACAUGAAAGAAGAGCUGUAAUAUUAGUGAUUUCUCUGCUGUCGCUUCUGUAUACUCACUGGCCUGACAUGGCAGUGGUUCUCAAAUCUUUGAUUAUUGACAGCUUUUGUUGGAUGAGGAUCUGUCUGAUGUGCUUAUUUUGGGCAUGCUAGUGUUCAUACUGCAGUAAUGUCUUCAUUUAGUUGCUUCAUAAUCCACACUGAUAGAGUGAGGUGUACAGUGUGUACAUGACAAAAUUAACUAAUCAUUAAAAAGACAAAUCACCAA